AGUGUAUUACAACCUUAAGAAACAUUCUACUUCCAAUAAUAGCAAUUACUAGGUUUGACAAAAAUGGCUAAACCUGAUAGCUUUGGCAAGUCCAACAGAUGGAGUCUUGAGGGCAUGACUGCCCUUGUCACUGGUGGAACCAAAGGACUCGGGCAUGCUGUUGUGGAGGAAUUUGCAGAGCUAGGUGCCAUAGUAUACACAUGCUCCAGGAAUGAUUCAGAGCUUAAGGCAUGCUUAAGUGAAUGGGAAAGGAAAGGUUUCAAAGUGAGUGGUUCAGUGUGUGAUGUAUCAUCUCGAGCUGAACGGGAGAAGCUAAUGAAACGAGUGUCUUCUCUAUAUAAUGGCAAACUUAACAUCCUUAUAAACAACGUUGGGACAAAUAUAUACAAACCGACUGAAGAGAACAGUGCUGAAGAUUUCUCAUUUCUCAUGACUACAAAUUUGGAGUCUGCUUAUCACUUGUCCCAACUUGCACAUCCUCUUUUGAAAGCUUCUGGAGCAGCAAGUAUCAUCUUAAUGUCUUCAGUCUGUGGAGUAGUAUCAGUAAACAUUGGAUCCAUAUAUUCAAUUACUAAAGGAGGCAUGAAUCAACUUGCACAAAAUCUGGCAUGUGAAUGGGCAAAAGACAACAUAAGGGUUAAUUCUGUAGCACCUUGGUUUAUCAGAACUCCCCUAGCUGAACCUUAUCUGGGUAAUGAGAAGUUCUUGGAGGAAGUAAAAUGUCGAACUCCAAUGGGACGGAAUGGGGAACCUGAGGAGGUGUCAUCCUUGGUAGCAUUCUUGUGCUUACCCGCAGCUUCAUAUAUAACUGGCCAAACUAUCUGUGUUGAUGGAGGAUUUACAGUCAAUGGCUUCUUCUUCCCAAUUAAGUAAGCAGCAACCUUCUUACAAAAACUCCUAAAAAUUAUUAAAUAAACCAUUAAAAAUCAUGUCUUGCCUAGUUUGUUUUGUCUUGUGGAUAUGAACUAUUUUAUUUUA
Messenger RNA from Pistacia vera, 978 nucleotides. Its product is annotated as senescence-associated protein 13-like. The transcript has 5 exons. The coding region runs from base 64 to 873 and encodes 269 amino acids. Gene Ontology annotation, molecular function: oxidoreductase activity. The record is from RefSeq and is a predicted model, not a curated record. NCBI's taxonomy places the organism in Eukaryota, Viridiplantae, Streptophyta, Magnoliopsida, Sapindales, Anacardiaceae.